GCCAGGGCCAGCGGGCAGACUGGCAGAGCCGAGCACUGCAGCAGAGAGUCUGCCUCCCCUCCCCUAUUAAUAAGGCGCCGUGCGCGUGCUGGCCACCUCACCACCCCCGCACACACCGCACCAACCCGCGAUCCCAAAGUCCAACCGGCCGCCGCCGCCUCUCCUCGCCUGCGAGAUCAGCGCCGCCUUCUCCCCCGUCUGUUUCGUCGGAGGAGCAUCAGCAAAAUGUCAACUGCCACUGCUCCAGGAGUGUCCUUUGCUAAAUCCGGGGCUGGUUCCCGGGCCGUUGCUCCGGCGAUCAGGAGCGCUUUCUUCGUUGGUUACACCAAGCAAACACCAAACUUGUCAGGCCUAAGGAUGUCAAACAAGUUCAGGGUGUCUGCCACGGCCGUGCACAAGGUGAAGCUCAUAGGCCCGGACGGAGAAGAGCACGAGUUUGAGGCCCCUGAAGACACCUACAUUCUCGAGGCAGCUGAAACUGCCGGAGUGGAGCUGCCAUUCUCUUGCCGCGCCGGAUCGUGCUCCACAUGCGCGGGCAAGAUGACGACCGGGGAGGUCGAUCAGUCGGAGGGCUCCUUCCUCGAUGAGAGCCAGAUGGGUGAGGGAUACCUUCUGACCUGCAUUUCAUACCCCAAGGCGGAUUGCGUCAUUCAAACCCACCAAGAGGAGGAACUCUACUAAUUGGCUCACAUGUGCUUGUGUGGCGCAAUUGUUGAAGUUCAUGGUGAAUUCGUUGUUCGGUUGCCUUCUGUUAUUAUCUAGAGAGAUGGCUAGGUGGGUGCAUCUUCCUGGCAAUCAGUCCGGUCUUUUGAUGAGAUCGUUCUAUAUGAGUUGUGACAAUAAUUGAUGUAAAAUGGUUUGUCAAUCCAAACUGCAUCUGUUCAGAUUGCAGCAAUUCGAACUACCAUACACUGUUGGAAGUCUUGAAAA
This is a messenger RNA of Triticum urartu, 930 nucleotides long. RefSeq names its product ferredoxin-6, chloroplastic. Gene Ontology annotation, molecular function: electron transfer activity; 2 iron, 2 sulfur cluster binding. Gene Ontology annotation, biological process: electron transport chain. The record is from RefSeq and is a predicted model, not a curated record. NCBI's taxonomy places the organism in Eukaryota, Viridiplantae, Streptophyta, Magnoliopsida, Poales, Poaceae.